AUGAAGUUGCGCUUCUGGGGCGUCGCGGCAUGCGUGGCCGCAUUGCUGUGUGACGCCUCUGCUGCCGGCACGACGGCCUACCACGACCCGCAGACCGGUCUCACGUUUGCCGAGUACGCCAUGCAGUACAAGAUCGGCCACACGCUCGUGUUUCGCGUCGCCGUGCCGACGCAAGUCACGAGUCUGACGGCGUACGACGCCGUCCUGCAGGUCGUCGCGCCCAUCGACGCCGGCUGGAUCGGGUUUGCCUGGGGCGGCCGCAUGAUUGGCGACCCGCUGGCCGUGGCCUGGUCCAGCGGCAACGCGGUCGUGCUGUCGUCCCGCCGCGCGAGCGACCACACGGCCGUGCCGGGCGUGUGGACGGGCGCGCAGUACACGGAGCUGAAGGCGGGCACGCACGUCAACGGCACGCACUGGCAGUACACGGCCAAGUGCACGGGGUGCACGUACUACACGAACUCGAUGGGCAGCAAGAGCUGGGUGUAUGCGACGGGCACGAACCACCUGGCGUUUGCGUAUUCGGCCACGCGGCCGGCGAACCCGUCGAGCGCGGGAUCGAGCCUGACGAUCCACGACGUGACGAACAACUGGGAGCACGACUUUUCGGUGGGCCAGAAUGCCGACUUUGCGGAUCUGGUGACGAAGAAUUCGUAG
Messenger RNA from Sporothrix brasiliensis 5110, 654 nucleotides. RefSeq lists its product as uncharacterized. The record is from RefSeq and is a predicted model, not a curated record. NCBI's taxonomy places the organism in Eukaryota, Fungi, Ascomycota, Sordariomycetes, Ophiostomatales, Ophiostomataceae. The transcript is spliced from 2 exons. Bases 1 to 654 code for a protein of 217 amino acids.